This is a messenger RNA of Spea bombifrons (plains spadefoot toad), 845 nucleotides long. RefSeq names its product chromosome 13 C17orf67 homolog (gene C13H17orf67). NCBI's taxonomy places the organism in Eukaryota, Metazoa, Chordata, Amphibia, Anura, Pelobatidae. The coding region runs from base 106 to 378 and encodes 90 amino acids. The transcript has 4 exons. The record is from RefSeq and is a predicted model, not a curated record.
GGUGUGCAGAUGCUGGAGCUGACGUAGGUUCCUUAAGACCUCUGUGUCCUGGUGGAUGGUGUUCAUUUCUGAGACGGCACAGAGCAAGCACAUCCCGAAAAUAAAAUGAGGACCUUUGUGGCGUUGCUCCUCGUUAUGGUCCUUGUGGCUGUUUUUACUGACGCCUCUCCUAUCUUACCAGAGAAGCAAGCCAAGCAGAUUUUGAGAGCCAAGCGUUCCGAGAGGGAAAGAAAAGCCGGACAUCACGAUGAGCCGAUGAGGGAAUACAUGAUGUAUCUGCAACGUCUGGAGCAGAGAUCAGAAGAGCAAUUUUUCGAACACUGGUGGAAUCCACAUUGCCAGCCUCAUUGCAACCGCAACAACGUUAAUCCAGUUUAAAGCCUUUGGGUAAAAGAAGAUCAUGAUCCGGAUCAAAGAAACAAGAAACGAUGAGAAAAGCUCCGGUUUUGUGCAUGCAAGAAUUUUUCCCCAUGAGGCCGAACACACUUUUAGAAAAGGGACACAAAAUCCUUAGUACUUAGAGAGGAAGUGAUGUAGCUUUUAUUUUAAUUCCUUUGUCUUUGCAAGUUCAAAGUAUGAUGGGAUAGAGAUUUGAGGAGUAUAACUGGUAGGACUGGUUAAUUGUUUAAUCGGAAAAUCAAUCUAUAAUUCUAAAAGCUGAUAUUAACAAGAUUGUCAGGACUCCGGGGUAUUUAGAAUGAGCAAUUAUAGUGCAAAGUUCUAAAAAGUGGUCUUACUGCCAUAGCAACCAGUGGAAUGUUCUUGCUUAUUGCGUAAUAUUCCAUUGGUUUCUAUAAUUCCUCUCAUACCAUUCUAUAUAUAUUAUUUGCAUGACUGUAUGAAAU